UCCCGCUGUAAGCCUCCUGAGUCAAGCGGUCACAUGGUGUCGGUCACGUGACCUCGCAGGGCGGAAGAAAUUUCAUAGUUGUGAAUGCAGUUAACUUUGGCAGUCGUAAACAAUUACAGCUACAGUAAGACAGCUGCUUUUACUUUUAGUUGUUUCCCACAGUCCUUUAUUUAUUGUUUGGCUGAUUUAACCAGGUAUCCAUAUGGCUGCGACGGAACGCCGGCACUCCUCAGAGCGAGAAAGCCUGUCCUCCUCAGUGACCCACUACGGCUCCACAGACAGCAGCGGCGAACACGACGUCAAGAGGAACAGUCAUGACAACAAUUGCAACAACCACAGAUUUCCCUCUGUGACAGCAGGUCACUGGGUCGGGGUCGAUGAGGAAGAGGAGGCCAUUCGCAGGAAGCUGAAAUACUUCUUCAUGAGCCCAUGUGAUAAAUAUCACGCCAAGGGCCGCAAGCCUUAUAAGCUUAUACUGCAGCUGCUCAAGAUAUUUAUUGUCACCACUCAGUUAGUGCUGUUUGGCCUCAGCAACCAGGUGGUGGUGACUUUCAAGGAGGAGAACACCAUGACAUUUAAACACCUCUUCCUGAAAGACUACGAUGAGUCCUCAGAUAAUUCCUAUGCUGUUUACACACAGCAGGACGUCUACGACCACAUCUUCUAUGCUGUUGAGCAGUAUUUGGCCUUACCUGAGACCACAGUGGGACGUUACGCAUAUGUCUACGAUGUUGGUGGGAACAGCAGCGCUCUCUCCCUCUGCCAACAGUACUACAAGAAGGGAAGCAUCGAUCCAGCCAACGAUACCUUCAGUAUAGACCCUCGCAUCAUCACAGAUUGCGUAGGUGUGAACCCUCAGUCCGUUCCCCCAACUCCGAUCACCAGCAGCUACAAGAACUUUACUCUCAAGUUCCACAAGCUGAUUAAUGUGACCAUAGAGUUCCAGCUGAAGGCGAUCAAUAUACAGACCAUCAUCAACAAUGAGAUCCCAGACUGCUACACUUUUCACAUAACAAUCGUUCUGGACAACAAGGCUCACAGUGGUAUGGUGAAAAUCCGGUUAGAAAACCAGGCAUCAAUAAAGGAGUGUAAGGACCCCAGCGUCUCUGGACACGCUGAGAGCUACACACGUUUAGCAUUUGAUGUCGUCGUGGCUAUGGUGUGUUUGCUGUCGCUUGUGCUGUGUGGGCGCUCCAUAAUGCGAGGCAUCAUACUGCAACAGGAGUUUGUGCAGUUCUUCAGGGAGACUCUGGACCGUAAAGUGUGCUGGUCUGACCGGCUAGAGUUUAUUAAUGGCUGGUACAUUCUCCUCAUCAUCAGCGACAUCCUCACCAUCACUGGCAGCAUCAUCAAAAUCGGCAUUGAGUCCAAGACCAUGUCCUCCUAUGACGUCUGUGGCAUCCUGUUAGGGACCUCCACUCUCCUGGUGUGGGUGGGAGUCAUUCGCUACCUCACAUUCUUCCAGAAGUACAAUAUCCUCAUCGUCACGCUCCGAGCAGCUUUCCCCAAUGUGAUUCGGUUCUGCUGCUGUGUGGCCGUCAUCUAUCUGGGCUACUGCUUCUGUGGCUGGAUCGUCCUGGGACCAUACCACGUCAAGUUCCGUUCUCUGUCCAUGGUGUCAGAGUGCCUCUUCUCACUCAUUAACGGGGAUGACAUGUACGUGACGUUCUCAGAGUUGCAGGAGAGCAGUACUCUGGUGUGGCUGUUCAGCCAAAUUUACCUUUACACGUUCAUCUCCCUCUUCAUCUACAUGGUGCUGUCUCUGUUUAUCGCUCUCAUCACUGGAGCUUAUGAGACCAUCAAGCACCAAACUCAGGAACCCAUCCACAUUACGGACCUGCACGCCUUCAUAGCAGAGUGUACAGAUGCACCAAAUUCUGGGAAGUUCAGGGGUCUGGAGACGUCGCCUUGCUCCUUCUUCUGCUGCUGUGAUAGAACAACAACAUAUGAAGAUGUCCUGCUGGUGAACUGAAGGUGACCUCAAUGAACUCAGAGGCCUCACCAGCCUCCUCUGCUGACAGGAGGGGCCCACUGCAUGCUCCUCAGUAUCUCUGGGUCAACGUACUGUAUGUAGGUCAAACCCUUGCCCUGCUCAGACUGGGGAGUCUGGACCUGUAGACUGAAUAGCAGUGUCCUUACCGGACCUCUUAUUUUUCCCCAUUCUUGACAGGUGAUAUGGGCUGAUAAAUAGCUGGACAUUUUUUGUGUACCAGCAGGACUCCAGCAGUGUCAUGGAUGACUAAUACGCAGACAUUUCUCUUGUUUGUUUGUUUGUUUUUAAAGACAAAAAUACAGUGUUUUCUUCCUGUAUGGACCAGCAGCAUGACCUGCAGCCAUGUGCCAUCAGUAAUAGUAAUAGUAAUAGUAAUAGUAAUUCAUACCUGGUGCUGACUGUUUUUAUUUUUGUAACAUUUAAAAUCCCUUACCUUCUGAGAUUAGGAAACAUCUACAUGAACCAUAUUCAAUUCUACAUUUUCUUACACCAACUCAUUCAUUUGAUAUGACACCUACUACACUUGAAAUGGGUCGUUAGAGGAGAAUGAGAGAAAUAAAUCCCCUGUCUUGUUUUCUGUCUUUUUUAGACAAAAUAUCUGAAAUCAGGACCAUAAACAAAUACUAUGCGAGGUUUCAGAUGUAGAAUUGAUUUGUUUUCUCUGUGCGCUGCACGCUUAGUAUAAAGUUUCAAACUCUGACGUUAGCUGCGGUUGUGUUGCAUAAGAAUCACAUUGCUCUCAAAUGUAGUUCUCAUUGCUGUGCUUCUUUGUGAUAUGUUGCAUUUAUCCCAGUAAUGGGAUAAUCAGUGUAAUGGGAUGCACUCAGUCUCCCACUAAUGAAGCACUCCGAAUUGUUAGCUACAAAACUGUUCUUCAAAUCCACGUACAUGUUUCUUUAAUGAUGCCAAAUUAUUAUCAACUACGUCUGUUGUUUAAAAAGUCAAAAACACAUGAUGGCCAUUUACAAACUGAUUCUGAGUUGUUUUAAAUGGGGAAAAAAAGGCUUUUCAGUCCUUUUGUUGUAUUCAUAAUCAUGUUGUAAACCAUUUCCCUACAGUGGAAGCUGGAUCAGUGUCUUUUUCUUUAUACCUCAUGAAACGCACAAUAUUUAAAGGUGUUUGAAGAGAUGAUCUUUUAGACUGUGACAGUUAAUUAUUAUAACCAAGAUGUACCUUCCCUACAGUUUGAUGUUUUUUUUUAUAUAUAAAUUAUCUGCACUGCACUUGAGAAACGCAAACGAUACCAAUUGUCAUGAAUGAUCUGCUUGGUUUCAAAUGUACUGAUGAACAUUUCGUGGGUCAUCCUUGAUAUUAAAACAUGAUUUUAUGUAUCAUGA
Mugil cephalus (flathead mullet) is the source of this 3330-nucleotide messenger RNA. RefSeq names its product mucolipin TRP cation channel 1a (gene mcoln1a). The coding region runs from base 203 to 1972 and encodes 589 amino acids. The transcript is spliced from 14 exons. Gene Ontology annotation, cellular component: plasma membrane; lysosomal membrane. NCBI's taxonomy places the organism in Eukaryota, Metazoa, Chordata, Actinopteri, Mugiliformes, Mugilidae. Gene Ontology annotation, molecular function: NAADP-sensitive calcium-release channel activity. The record is from RefSeq and is a predicted model, not a curated record.